Molecule: messenger RNA, 643 nt
Organism: Capsicum annuum
Lineage: Eukaryota; Viridiplantae; Streptophyta; Magnoliopsida; Solanales; Solanaceae
Product: mitochondrial acidic protein MAM33
Cellular component (GO): mitochondrial matrix
Source: RefSeq, a predicted model, not a curated record
CAGAUCGUCAGAUCAAGGUCUUCAAGAUGAGCUCCACAAAUAUCUAGAAGCAAGAGGAAUUAACAAAAGCUUCGCGGAAUCGCUCUUACACCACCUACACAGAAAGGAACAAGGUCUAUACAUCGAGUGGUUGCACAAACUGCAAGCUAUUGUAACACCAAGUGAAUCACGCGAUGAACGCCCCAUGCAGGAGAUAUAGAUGCUUGACUUGAUUCAAUUCAUGACAUUAAGGUACUAUUGGUUUACUUGCAAUUUUUGUUGGUUUCUACUCGUCUUCAACUGGCGUAUUUGUACCCAGCUACAUGAUUGGAAGUCUCCGUUUUACGUUUUAUUCAUACGUAACUCCCUUCUCGUUGUACUGAAAUAGAGAGGCUCAAGUUAUUUUGUUGAAAGAGGAAGGGAGCGCUUGAUGUUUUGAGGUUUACUUGCAAUUUUCGUUGGUUUCUACCUGUCUUCAACUGGCUUAUUUGUAUCCAGCUACAUGAUUGGAAGUCCCCGUUGUACGUUUCAUUCAUAGGUAAAUCCUUUCUCGUUGUACUGAAAUAGAGAUAUGAGUUAAACGACGAGUGUCAACUUGCAUGAUGUAAGUUGAGUAAUCAUACAUUAUUUUGUUGAAAGAGGAAGGGAGCACUUGAUGUUUUGA